AGGGUACAGAGAUCGGCACGAUGUCUGAUCCAUCCAUGGGUACUGCUGAUGGCAGUGUCGCCAUCAAGCGCAAGCGUGACAGCACUGAUGAAACUGGCCCCGAUGCCCAGCGGCUUAACCGCUCCUCGAAUGGGAGCAACGGGAGCCUCCCCCCGACGGACAAUCAGCCCAACUUCACGCACAGUUCACUGGGAUCUUACGAUACCCACGGCCUCCCGUCCACAGAGUUGAAUAUCGACCAACAGAUUCUUCAGCACGUCGGUCCGCAGAAUGGUAUCUCGGACGACAACGCCCUGACAGCUAAAGCUGCGCUCGCUGCCCACACUCCUCAGAACAAAUACCCACCUCCCCCCGACAACACCUUCGACAACAACCUUGCGCACGGCUUGACCUUCGGAGAUGACAUCAGCCAGGCUAUUGGAUCCACUCAUGGCCACAACUCCACUGCUGCUGCGGUGUAUGCUGCGCGUGAGGCACAGAGUAUGAACCAGAAGCCUUCUGUUGGCUCUCCUGAGUGGCACCAGAUUCGCAAGAACAACCACAAAGAAGUGGAGCGUCGUCGUCGUGAAGCCAUCAAUGAGGGCAUCAACCAGAUUGCUCGUCUUGUGCCGAAUUGCGACAAGAACAAGGGUGCCAUUUUGCAGCGUGCGAUUGAGUACAUCUGCCAGUUGCAUGAGGAGAAAAAGGCAAUGAGUGAGCGCUGGGAACAGAACAACAUGACCACGAGUCAUGCCAUCAGCGAAAUCAGCUCUCAGAACUCGAAACUGAAGAUCGAGGUCAACCGCCGUGGGGACAUUGCUCUGAAAUGGUUGCAACGUUGCCGCGAUGCAGGUCUUGAGUUCGAUGACUAUGAAGAAGCAAAGGAGCUGGAGCCUCUUGAGGUGGAUCCCGGCCAAGUCUAGUUUCUUGUUGUUCGUCAAAUUUCUAUUCCUGUGGCUGCGCGGCGUUCUCCUUGGGCCAUUCCAUAUGUGCUACGACUUGAUCAUUCUCGGGGGCUGAGUUGUGACUUGCUCGCUCCUUUUCAUUUUCUUUGCGCUUGAUGUUGCCGGUUGAUAUUACAACGUUUCUGCACAAAUCCUACUCGAUCCCCACCUGGUUUCUUUUUCUUGUUUUCGUUUUUCGCAAGGGUCUUUUCACUGGGUACAAUUAUUUCAUGGUGUUGUUCUGAUGGUAAGACAACAUGAGUUGUUGCUAAUCUAUUUGCCAUGGUCGGCUUUCUGAUCCCCCUGCUCGUGCUCUUAUUCCCUGUUGUAUGCUAGUUUUUCGAACGGAUGGGUUAGUCGGCGAAUCGCAUGGCCAGCAGUGGGGUUGCAGGCUUUGUAUAUGGUCUGUAGUCCGUUGCUCUUAUCGAAAUUCAGAUGACUAACUAUUUCUCUGGG
Molecule: messenger RNA, 1379 nt
Organism: Aspergillus fijiensis CBS 313.89
Lineage: Eukaryota; Fungi; Ascomycota; Eurotiomycetes; Eurotiales; Aspergillaceae
Product: putative HLH DNA binding protein (Penr2)
Exons: 2
Coding region: 21-902 (293 amino acids)
Cellular component (GO): nucleus
Molecular function (GO): DNA-binding transcription factor activity; protein dimerization activity
Source: RefSeq, a predicted model, not a curated record